Messenger RNA from Eremomyces bilateralis CBS 781.70, 2400 nucleotides. RefSeq lists its product as uncharacterized. The coding region runs from base 207 to 2303 and encodes 698 amino acids. The record is from RefSeq and is a predicted model, not a curated record. NCBI's taxonomy places the organism in Eukaryota, Fungi, Ascomycota, Dothideomycetes, Eremomycetales, Eremomycetaceae. The transcript has 2 exons.
AUCGCGCUCGCCGCCCUUUUCUCUGGAAGGAGGGGUAGUGCUAGCGAGAUAGACAGUACUGUACAUUACUGCGUCCAUGCCGUGAGUAGCUGACUGUUUCUUCCGUUGCUGCUUGCAGUCUGUCUCCGCGUCCAAAUUUAUUCCGCAUCCAUCUCAAACAGCCUCAUGAUUUCGCGCAGUCUGGCUGACUUCUUUCCGCGAUUCGUAUGUAUAGGAAGAAUAUCACGCUCAGUAACUCCACCGACUCCGAACGAACGCACGACCUUAUCUCCGACGAGGACAUCUCAUCGGGAGUCGACGUUUCUCGAGGAGCAUACACCAGCUCAGCCUCAGCGGAGGACGACGAAGAGGAGGACGAGGAAGUGGACGACGACGAGGAGUGGGAGAACGUUGGUUACGCAGAGGACGAUAUCGAGCCAUCCGACUCAGCAUCCCGACCACGAGCGCCUACCCGCCAUCCAGCGCACGUUCCACGACCACGUCGUUCAGCGUCGCGUCAGAUCCCCGUAGACGAUCCACCACCACGGUCGCGAAACCGUUCCGCGCAAGGUCGAGCGCCUCGUCGUCGCCGGGAGUAUCAGGAGGUGCCGAGAUCCAGGCAAACCUCCAUUCCCGACAGCCUGGAUUACGAGGACGACUUCCCCGGCCACUUUGGCCGGCCACCUCAGCAUCCACCUCAUCCGAGUCCGCAGUGGUCACAUGUCCCGCAUAAUACCGCACCAUAUGCUCCAAGUAUGGCGUCUGGCCCCUACGGUGCACCGUUUCACCCUCCUCCACACCUACCCGACUCCUUAGUUCCUUACCCUCGAGGUCCCGAUCCAUACGGUUAUCCAAACCCGUUCGAUCCGGAUCCAGGCCGACCCAACGCCUUUGGUGGUCGACAACCCCCACCGCCCCCGGAUGGCUAUUUCAGGGAGCAAUCGAGAAGAAAUCCUCGAUAUUCAAUGCCACACCCUGGCGCCAUGGACAUGAUGGCAUACAGCCCAAAUAACUACUAUCCACAAUAUCCACCAUAUAUGCCGCCGGGCUAUCCUAUGUACCCUCCACCGGGCGGAAGUCCCCCGCCUGCUCCCCCACAGCCUCCCCCUCCUCCAGCAGGCGCCCCGACCCCAGCCUCUGCCCACGCCGUCACCCCCGAACCGCCUCCCCCACAACCAGCGCCUCAGCGGCCCCCAUCGGCGCCCGCAGAGGCCCUUAAAGAUCCGCGAUUCGAAGAAAUCAGAGAGCUGCUGCAGCGGCAGCUUCAACUGGAGGAAGCGAAACAGGUGGCGGCGAAGAAGCAAGCGGAAGAUGCCAAGAAGCAAGCCGAGCUGGACAAACUCCGAAAGCUCGAGGAGCUGCUGUUCGCACAGAAGGACGAAGCCGCCAAACGCGAGGAGGCGAUGCUGAAGCGACACGAGCAGUAUGAAGCCGCAGCGAAGGCCCAGGCGGCCAAGGAAGCGGCCGCCAGAGCGGUGGCCGAAAAGAAUGAAGAAUUCAAAAAGGUCGCACUAGCGGCACACAAGAAGGCCGAGGACGAGUUCAAAAAGAAAGAGGACGAAGCGAAGGAAGCGCACAACAAGGAAAUGGCGGCGGCGAAAGAGGCCAAGGAGAAGGCCGAGGCCGCCCAAAAGGCGGCCGAUGAAGAGCUCAAGAAGAUGAAACCGAAAGAGUCACCAAUCCGAUUUAAGGAUGCGGUCGGCCGGAAGUUCCAGUUUCCCUGGUCCAUUUGCAAGACAUGGAGAGGCAUGGAAGACCUCAUCAAGCAAGCCUUCCUCCACGUCGACGUCAUCGGCCCGCACGUCCAUGAAGGCCACUACGACCUCCUUGGUCCGGACGGCGUCAUCAUCCUCCCCCAAGUCUGGGAGACCAUGAUCAAGCCGGACUGGGAGAUCACCAUGAAGCUAUGGCCGAUGGAGGACCCGAAAAAGAAAGAAAAAGAGCUUGCCGCGCAUCAUCCAUUUCCCCCCGGCAUGCUCCCCCCCCUGCCCCUUGGCAUGCCCACCAUCCCCGGCUCGAAGGGCAAGAAGGGCAGCAAGUCAAAGUCCAAGAUGCCCUUCCCUCCCGUCGGCCCGCCCCCCAUGGGCUUCCCGCCGCCGCCGCCCGGGAUGCCAAUGAUGCCGCCGCCGCCGCCCGGACCGCCCAUGCACCCGGGUGCUCCGAUCCCCCCGCAUCCGAUGAUGCCUCCGACCGCGGCGGCUGCCAUGGCGGCGGCGGCGCCGGCGAAGAAAAAGAAGAAGCCGGUGGCGUCGGGGUUGAUGCGUUGGGCGGCGGGGCCGGGGAGGGUGCAGAGCACGAGGCGAAGUGCGAAGAAGGACCCGUAGAGCGGUCGAUGUUCCGGAGACGGGAUCGAUGUGCGGCGGUGGAGGUGGUAGACGAGAAGGAAACAUGGCCGGGCGACGAGUUCAACGAUUUACGAGA